AUGAAUAAGGACGUGUGUAAAACGUUACAGGAUGUAAAGAAAUGGUUUUUUGAUGAAUUGGGCAGUAAUGGUGACUAUCAACUUAUAAAUGUUGAAGAUCUCAAAAAGCAUUGUAUUAGUAAAUGUGAUAAUAAUUUCGAUAAAAUUAAUGCUGUAUGUUUAUAUUUGUUGGAUCAAUUCUAUAAGCAUGAGGGUUUGUUACCCUCUCCUUCAAAAAGUAACCCCAAUAUUGUUGAUAACAUUUUUAUAUGGUUAAGUUAUAUGUUAAGCCUUGAUAAAACUAUUAAUUACGACGGUAUAAAGUAUUUUUAUAAAAAUUACAUAGAGAAACGUAAUACGUAUAAUACGAAAAUAGAUGACUUAAUUGUUUAUGAUACUUAUAAGGAACUUAUAGAUACUAGAAAGUAUUUGUUGAAUAUGGAUAGUAAUAUUGUAUCUAAAUUUUAUGAAGCACUUAUAUCAUUAUGUAACUUGUAUAAUGAACUUGAUUAUGACAAUACAGAUUGCAAGAAAUAUUUGGAUGAUAAUAGUGAUUUUUUUAAAAAAUAUCAAGAACUUGAGAAAAAUACUAGUAUUACUGGAAAUGAUUCAUAUAAUGAACUAUUGACCACUUUAUUAACUGAUUAUAAUGAUUUUAAAAAGGAAUGUAACCAUAUUUUAUCCUCUCUAUCGACAGAAAAAAAAGAUAAGGCUGGACUAACUCCUGGACUAAUUUCUGGACAAGAUUCUGGACUAGAUUUGGGAUUAUAUUAUGGACAAGAAUCUGAACCCAAUUCUGAAUCGAGUUCUGAAGCUACAUCAUCAAGUUCGUCGAUAACAAGCAAAUUAAUUCCAGUUUUAUUGAUACUUGGUACAAUACCAAUUUUUUUGGGAAUUGCUUAUAAGUAUUCAUUAUUUGGAUUUCGGAAAAGAGUUCAAAAACAUUUAAGAGAAAAGCUAAAAAAAUAA
Molecule: messenger RNA, 948 nt
Organism: Plasmodium yoelii
Lineage: Eukaryota; Apicomplexa; Aconoidasida; Haemosporida; Plasmodiidae
Product: PIR protein
Exons: 3
Coding region: 1-948 (315 amino acids)
Source: RefSeq, a predicted model, not a curated record